AUGGCAAGAUGGAUGGCGUUUGAGAUUCAUACAUGUCUGCUAACCAUCAAUGCAUAUCAUGGACCUUUCAGCUUUCUCCACCUAGACUUCCAUGUCCGGACAUCCAUGUCUCAUAAUAUUUUAGCCCCCACGAAACUCGCGCUACUCGCCCACGACCAACACGUUUCGGACUUUCCGCCCUCUUCGAGUCGUCUCACUAAGUUGCCACUUUGCAUUUCUAUUUUAUUUUCUCCCUUCGACCCCAACCCGAACGAUGUGAUGUCCUGCAAUUUCCAUUAUGGCGGCGCGUUUGAGACAAUUAUGUUCAGCUCCAGCGCCCUCGGUCUUGCCAAGGGAGCUGGAGUUGGUUCCUCGCUAAACGAACCUUGGAAGUUCAACCUGCCGGAGUGUCAGCAUGAAGCCGUGUCCCGUGAUCCCGCUCUCGCGCCAAUGGAUAAAGUGGCAGGAUACAAAACGGCACAGCGCUUUGCAUCGUGUUACGAGGCUCAGGAACAGACUGAACAGAUUGUGUUCACACCGUCGGAGCACUCCUUGAUAUCCUCACCAUCUAGUAUUCCAGAAGGGAAAAGCUGGUAUCUACGAUGCCUGGUAUAUACAACAUAA
Messenger RNA from Lindgomyces ingoldianus, 603 nucleotides. RefSeq lists its product as uncharacterized. The coding region runs from base 1 to 603 and encodes 200 amino acids. The transcript is spliced from 4 exons. Lineage: Eukaryota; Fungi; Ascomycota; Dothideomycetes; Pleosporales; Lindgomycetaceae. The record is from RefSeq and is a predicted model, not a curated record.